Zygosaccharomyces rouxii is the source of this 627-nucleotide messenger RNA. RefSeq lists its product as uncharacterized. The transcript has a single exon. Gene Ontology annotation, cellular component: Golgi membrane. Gene Ontology annotation, molecular function: palmitoyltransferase activity; protein binding. Lineage: Eukaryota; Fungi; Ascomycota; Saccharomycetes; Saccharomycetales; Saccharomycetaceae. Bases 1 to 627 code for a protein of 208 amino acids. Gene Ontology annotation, biological process: protein palmitoylation. The record is from RefSeq and is a predicted model, not a curated record.
AUGAACGUUUGGAUUGCUGCUAGUGACGGCAGAACUUCUGUUGUAGAGAAAUUAUUACAGGAAAAUUAUCAGAGGGACGGUAACGUCAAGGAUCCCAACGGAUACACACCAGUGCAUGCGGCAGCUGCAUAUGGUCACAUAGAACUAUUGCGUAAACUGUGUCAAGAAUACGGUGGUAACAUUAAUGUUAAAGAUAGUGACGGUGAUACUCCAUUGCACCAUUGUGAAGAUGCUCAUACUGCUAAAGUGAUCCUUGAAGAACUGGGCGGUGAUAUCAGUCUGCAGAAUGAAGAGGGUAAAACUGCUCUACAAUCGGCUGAAGAGGAUGGAGAAUUCCCAGAAUUAAUCCAGUACCUGCGUAUCAAGAGUGGUAUCUCAGCAGAUGAAGGCUCUCUUGGCAUAGACGCUGAUCAGUGGGCUCAGUUUAAAGACAAUAUACGCUACACAAUGGAAUCUGAACCAGCUAGUGACGAUCCUGAAUCUAUGGCAAGAAGGCAGAGACUGGAGGAAAUCCUAAGUGGUGAUAAUCCUGAGGAAGAACUGCAGAGCUACAUAAGAGAAGUCAUACGGUCGCAGAAUGCAACCCAGGACGAUGCAGAGGCACCUGAUACCAAGCGUAGGAAAUGA